This is a messenger RNA of Mesorhabditis belari, 4923 nucleotides long. NCBI's taxonomy places the organism in Eukaryota, Metazoa, Nematoda, Chromadorea, Rhabditida, Rhabditidae. The record is from the annotation of a GenBank genome assembly.
AUGUCAUCAGUGAAAGUAGCCGUUCGCGUUCGUCCGUUUAACUCGCGCGAGGACGCGAACGCUUCGAAAUGCGUCAUCGGGAUGACUGGGAACACCACGACGAUUUCUGGCGGUGGCGGCGCUCAUUCAUUCAAUUUCGAUCACUCCUAUUGGUCCUAUCGAAAAGAGGACGCGCAUUUCGCCACUCAGGAGCAAGUGUACAACGAGUUGGGGGUCGAGAUGCUGCAGCACGCGUUUGAUGGUUACAAUGUCUGUAUCUUUGCCUACGGUCAAACAGGCUCCGGGAAAUCGUACACAAUGAUGGGGAAAUCGAAUGAUGAAAAGGAAAUGGGGAUAAUCCCUCGCUUGUGCAACGAUCUCUUCGGGCGAAUUGAGUCGAAUCGGGAGAACAUCAAGUACUCGGUCGAGGUUUCCUAUAUGGAGAUUUACUGCGAACGCGUGCGCGAUUUGCUCAAUCCGAAUUCGAGCGGUAAUUUAAGGGUUCGCGAGCAUCCCCUUCUUGGACCUUAUGUCGAUGAUUUAACAAAAAUGGCUGUUGUCAGCUAUGAGGACAUUGUGAAUCUGAUGGAUGAAGGGAAUAAAGCGAGAACAGUUGCCGCAACGAAUAUGAAUUCAACCUCAUCGCGAUCGCACGCUGUUUUCACUAUUGUUCUCACACAGAAGCGACACGAUGAAGCUACAUCGUUGGACACGGAAAAGGUGGCCAAGAUCUCGUUGGUCGAUCUAGCCGGUUCGGAGCGAGCGAAAUCCACAGGAGCCGAGGGUCAACAACUCAAAGAAGGCGCGAAUAUCAACAAAUCGUUGACGACUCUCGGAUUGGUGAUCAGCAAGUUAGCUGAAGAGGCCGAAAGCGAAAAGGCUGGGAAAAAGAAAGGAAAAGGGAAGCCAGUUGUGCCGUAUCGAGAUUCGGUGUUGACGUGGUUGUUGAGAGAAAAUCUUGGUGGCAACUCGAAAACAGCAAUGGUUGCCGCACUUUCACCAGCUGACAUCAACUACGAGGAAACACUCAGCACAUUAAGAUAUGCUGAUCGUGCUAAGCAAAUCGUUUGCCAGGCAAUUGUCAACGAGGAUCCAAACGCGAAACUGAUCCGAGAGCUGAAAGAAGAGGUCAACAAACUGCGUGCGAUUUUGGAUGAUAAAGGGAUUGACUCAUCCGAAUGGGAUCCAUCACAAGCACAACAUUUGCAACGACCGAAAGCCUUAUUCUCAGCCAGAGACAAUGAAACGAUUGAACAGUUGAAGGCCUCCGAGAAGCUGAUGAACGAGUUGAAAGAAACUUGGGAGCAAAAAUUGGCGAAAACGGAAGAUAUCCGAAAGCAACGGGAAGAGGAAUUACGUGAGAUCGGGCUCGCUUGUGGUGAAGACGGGAAUACGUUGGGCGUUUUUUCGCCAAAAAAAUUGCCACAUCUCGUGAAUUUGAAUGAAGAUCCGCUGAUGAGCGAAUGCUUGCUCUAUUAUCUCAAAGAGGGAGUGACCAAAGUCGGUCGUCCGGAAGCAAAUCCCCGUCCGGAUAUCCUCCUAUCUGGGCAGAAUAUUCAAGAGGCACAUUGUGAAUUCGUGAACGAAGACGGAAGCGUUUCGCUUUUGCCAAAGAAGGGUUGUGAUUGUUUCGUGAACGGUCGUCCGAUCACUUCACCAACCGUUCUUCACACUGGUUCGAGAGUGAUUCUCGGAAAAUAUCACGUCUUUCGAUAUAACGAUCCACAAGAGGCCAGACAGAGUCGUCACAAUUUGGCCGCCUCCUGCACGGGAAUAAUGACGACGAGUGGAGAACAACCACUCGACUGGAAAUACGCUCAACAAGAGCUCUUGGAAAAACAGGGGAUCGAUUUGAAAGCGGAAAUGGAAAGGAAACUCUGCGAAAUGGAGAGUCAAUAUAGAAGAGAAAAAGAGGAAAUGGAAUUGAUCAUGAUGAGGCAAACAAAGGAGUACGAGACUCGAAUCGAGGUCCUUCAGCGACAAGUCGAUCUCGCACAAUCGAUGAUCUCGUCGACGUGCUCGAAUUGGGAAGGAGAGCGCUUCUUGACCUCAUCACUUCUGCAAUUUGCCGAGGAGUGCAAGUGGAGCCCGGAACAGGAGCGAAUCGCGCGACGAGUGGCCGUCAAAUGGAAAUAUCACCAAUUCACCUCAGUCCGUGACGAUCUCUGGGGAAACGCGAUUUUCAUCAAAGAAGCCAACGCGAUCUCGGUUGAGCUAAAGAAAAAGGUUCAAUUCCAAUUCGUUCUUUUGACGGACACAAUGUACUCUCCACUCCCACCCGAUCUUUUGCCUCCAGGCGAAAAUCUUUCACUGAGACCUUAUCCGAAAACAGUUGUCGCCAUACAGGUUCAAGACCUCAAAAAUGGCGCCACUCACUACUGGAGCAUCGAGAAAUUGAAACAACGCUUGGAAGAGAUGCGAUCGUUUUACAAUGCCGAAGUGAGCGAGAUCGGCACACCGAUAGAAGGGAUCCCGCAAAGAGGAGGGAUCGGACAAUUGGGCGAUGGGGGAUGGCUGGCUGCACUCUCGCUCAAUCCAGCACGACUCAUACCGGACAGGCAACGCUUGGAGUCGAUGAGAGAUUUGUACGAGACUGAGGGUGAGAUGAGCCCGGUGAGUCCGGAAGAUCCGAUGAUGGAAGCAUUGAUGGGCACUGAUCCUUUCUAUGAUCGAUUCCCGUGGUUCAGGAUGAUUGGAAGAGCUUUCGUUUAUUUAUCGAAUCUCCUUCAUGACGUUCCGUUGAUUCACAAAGUGGCUGUGGUGAAUGAGAAAGGCGAAGUGAAGGGAUAUCUUAAAGUGGCGAUUGAACCGAUCAGAAAAGGCGAGAAAGAGCCUCCACAAAAGAGCGGCGUUCGUCAAAUGGCUCGGCUUCAUUUCCGACGAGAGGAUUUCCUCAAAGCCGUUCACCACAAUGCUAAAGCCGAGCUCUCGGUCGACUACCCGAAGCACAUGUCCGAAGAUGAGAUUUUCUCAUUUCGCGUUGUUGUUUUGCAAGCCACUGAUGUCUCCGAUCAGUACACUGAUGUUUUCUGUCAAUUCAAUUUCCUUCACCGUCACGAUGAGGCUUUUUCCACAGAGCCGAUGAAAAACACAUCGAAAACCGGCCUCAACUUUAAUCAUAUUCAGAAUUUAAAUAUCAAAAUGGGACGCACUUUUCUUCACUAUAUUCAUCAUUUUCCAAUCAUAUUUGAAGUCUUUGGUCAUUAUCAACAGCAACCAUCGGGUUUCCAUUUCGAACGACAGAGUAGUCAAGUCUUGAGCCGUCGAAUGUCAACGACUCAACUCUUCCCGGCUCCAUCGCUUGUCAUUUCCACUCCCGUUAAGAGCAAGAAAGCUGUCGCCAUGGCACCACAAAGCCCAACGCCAAUCCGCAGCAAGUACGAUUUGCUGGCUUGGUUCGAGAUUUGCGAGCUUGCCAACAAUGGAGAAUAUGUGCCAACCAUUGUUGACCACGCGCAGGGUGUGCCCACUCACGGGAUUUUCCUACUUCAUCAGGGGAUUCAGCGGCGAAUCAAAAUCACAAUUUGCCAUGAAAAGGGCGAUUUGAAAUGGAAAGAGUGCCAAGAGUUGGUGAUCGGACGGAUUAGAGCUGGUGCCGAGUGGACCGGCGAUGACGUGGAUGUGCUGUCGUUGGGGCUUUUCCCGGGCACCUAUCUCGAGUUCACGCAUGACGAUAGAACGUUCUUCCAAUUCGAGGCCGCCUGGGACAGCUCUCUUCACAAUUCACCGCUUCUCAAUCGUGUCUCGAAUUACGGGGAUCAAAUCUACAUGACAUUGUCAGCUUAUAUGGAUGUUGAGGGAUGCUGCCAGCCGGCUGUUAUCACAAAGGACCUUUGUGUGCUCAUCUAUGCAAGGGAUAGUAAAAUCUCGGUGGCAAGUCGUUUCUGUCGUUCACUGAUCGGCGGUAUCUCGAAAGCUCCAUCGAUGAAUCGCAUUCCGGGUGUUUAUGAAAUCGCGAUCAAGGACGCGUCCGACUCAGGCGCUGUUCGUCGACAGCGUCGCGUUUUGGACACCUCAUCGGCGUAUGUACGUGGAGAGGAGAAUCUAGGACAAUGGCGUCCACGGGGUGACUCGUUGAUCUUCGAACAUCAAUGGGAAUUGGAGAAGUUGACGAGACUGCAGCAAGUUGAACGAGUCCGACUUUUCUUGCGCUUGAGGGAGAAGCUGAAGAAAGAGAAGAAGACGCAAGGACCAAAAACCCCGGUUUCUCCAUGUGAUCCAGUGAGAUCGAUUCCUGAUCAAGUGACGUUAAACGAAAAGGAGAAAGGCGUUGUGAACAAGAUUAUUGAUUUGAUCAAGCGAAAGAUCCCGGUAAACAAAGAUCCACCAACAGGACGGCUCGAGAAAGAUAAAGAGAGCGACGAUAGUGGGAACAACUCAAUCACAUCACCCACCAGUGACAAAGCAAUGCGCUCAUCGGAUCCAGAGGUGCCAGUGGAGAAAUCUUUGACGAAAGGCGGUCUUGCUCCAUCCGAUACACUAUUCGGAAUGAAGCGAUCACCGAGCGGAAACGCUUUAGCGAUGCUUAUUCCAGAGGUGACCGAGGAACGCGUUGGAGUUGUUGUCUCAAAGAAGGGUUAUAUGAAUUUUCUUGAGGAGAAAACGCAAGGCUGGGUGAAGAAAUGGGUGGUCGUUCGAAGGCCAUAUAUAUUGCUCUUCCGAGAUGAGAAAGAUUUGGUGAUUCGCGGGGUGAUCAAUCUUGCCAAUUCGCGCGUCGAAUACAGCGAGGAUCAGCAAGCGAUGCUCAAAGUACCGAACACGUUUUCCGUACUCACCAAUCAUCGGGGUUUCCUCAUGCAAACACUGCCAAAUGAUGAGAUGUACGAGUGGUUAUACGCGAUCAAUCCAUUGUUGGCCGGUCAGAUUCGCGCAAGGCAAGCGGCUCAAGAUGCAGCCACACAAAAGUCCCUUCCACCGAUCGUUCAACCAGCGAAUGGUCACAAU